Molecule: messenger RNA, 3610 nt
Organism: Hyalella azteca
Lineage: Eukaryota; Metazoa; Arthropoda; Malacostraca; Amphipoda; Hyalellidae
Exons: 4
Coding region: 719-2605 (628 amino acids)
Cellular component (GO): PRC1 complex
Molecular function (GO): protein binding
Source: RefSeq, a predicted model, not a curated record
GCCGUACGGUGUGGUAUGCUGGUGCUGGCCGUGACACACUCUUGACUUGUGCCCAUAGAUGCAGCUGUUGCUGCGCUCUCGAGGCUUGUAAAACUGUCAUCACUAGAAGAAGCUUUAGAUAAAUAUUAUUGGACGUUUUAAAACAUUUUAUGUCUGUACCCAUUGUGUGGGUAAAAUGUUCCUAAUUAUUUUGCCAUAUUAAUGCGUCUUGUGCCUUCUGAAUGAAAUUUCAAACUGCGUGAGAUUCGUGAAAAUGUUGUGGAAACUGUCUGCUUUUUCCUACUGAAAAAUUAUACGCUUUUGUAGCAAUUUUUCGUGUGAUACAUCGGUUAUUAAUUAUCUGAAAGCUGCUAUUGUUUGUGUCCAAUCAUUAAAGUUUAUAGGAUUCAUCCAUCAAGCAGUAGCUUGCCGUUGAGGUUUGAGCGACCUCCCUGAUAAACUCUGAAGAUAUCAUUUAUCAAGACUUUCUUCUGCAGCCUACACCAGCUACGCCUAAUGUAAUUUGUUUGGCUUCGCUUGCACAAAUUACAUUUCUUCGCCCUUUUUUCCUCGUUUUAGAUCGUUCGAUCAUCCCCGACAGCCUAAUAAAAGAAGGCAGAUCAGCAUCGCUCCCGAAUUAUUAACUUCUAUAUACAUCGUCGCUAACAACCGAAGAUUUUGUUAGGCAACGUCAUCAUUUUUAACCGCGUCGUGGUCUAAGAUUGAGAUCGUCGCGGAGAUGACGAAUCUGGCGCUGGCGAAGGCGAGUCCGCCAAGUUGGCUGGGAAGCCGCGACGGGAGUGGAACAGAUAAUUCGGCGAGCGCUGCUUCAUCUGGUAGCCCUCCCUCAGCGUCACCUCCGAAUCCGUCUUCUUCUUCUAGAUCUUUUCAGCCCGCCCUGCCAAACUCGGAUCAUACGAACAGUUUUGACGAUCGUUUGCAAAAGCAUCAACGUUCUGUAAACGACUUACGAUCGGAACAUUUUCUGAAUCCUUAUGCGUUGCCUUCACAACACGCGGAGGCUAUCCGGCAGUGUCUUCUGAAUCCUCAAACGGCAUUGACACAUGGGAGGGAAAUGCCAAACAAAUCAGGCAAUCUUCUUUGCUUUUCAACUGCAAUGUCCCUUCCUAAUCAACAUCUAUCUUCAUCCAGCUCAAAAUCCUCAUUCAAUCCCAGGCUUUCACCUAGUCAGCAGUCACAUCUAUUUCAAUCUUAUAACUCUCCUCUCGAAGUUGAACUCAAUUGUCGAAAACAAUCUGUUUCGCCUCUGUCAUCAAGAUCAAACUCGUCCUUCGAGUUUCCCGAAAUGCUGCCAUUUUCCGUUUCACCGCCUCUGUCAAAUGGUUCAGCUUUUUCUUUGCGCUCAAAUUUAGGUACACAAUGCCCUAGUUCAUCUUCCGCACUGCAGGAUUUUAAUGCUGGGUUGCUUGGACUAACGAGACCACUUUUCCCUCUUGGACAUUCAACCGAGGAGCAGCGUAAGGUAUCCUCUCUCUUGGAUGGCCCAAGACUCGUGAGAGAAACACCUGCGGAUCUGACGAUACCUUCAAACUGCUCUGAAAUAAUGAGAAAUAUGGCCGCCAAGUACAACUUCAAUAAAAUUGGAUCAUUCGGAGGUGCACCCUCAUUUCCUUCUGUAUAUCCUGAGAUAUCUGCCAGACCCAGUUUACUUCAGCAUCGUAAACAAAGUCUUCUACCUUCUCUUUUGCCGGCGGAAAGCUUCAUUCCAUUGAAUUCAUCGCGCUCUUCGGUUCUUCCAAAAGGCAACGUUAAAGUUUCAUCCUGCGCUACUUCGACUGCCAGGUCUCUUCAGUCACCUAUGAGCUUGCCUGUAACCACCGCCGACUGCAUGUCAUCUGCUCAGAUGUUGAUCAAUAUGGUCAGAAAUGUUUCUAGUCUUCAACAUCAUCGCAGUUUUUCGCAAAACACUACUAAUACAUCGCUAGCAUCAGAAACGCAUGCUAGUGUUUUGAACCCCAUUCACUUCACUCCCGAAAGUAUUGCCUCUUCGUUUCCAAACUUGCCUGCAGCCUCAGGCGGUCAGAAGCGCUGCAUGGAGUCGUCUCCUCUCGAUCUAUCACCUCCGCACUCGCAGCCCAAGCGCGCACGACUUGAAUCUGAAGACAUCGACGUUGAAAAUGAUGAUAAAUCAGAAAUAUACUCGCAUAACGAACCCUACUCUGCCCCUGUCUCGAAUGAAAAUGAGUCGGAAAGUGUGUCGGUUGGGGACUGCUCUUUGAAGUCUUCGCAACUGAUGAACGCCUUAUCGUUGCCAGAGGAUCCCCUGAAGUGGACCGUUACCGACGUCUAUAACUUCGUGAAGAGUAUUGACAUCUGCGCCGAGUAUGCUGAUAUAUUUCGGGAGCAACGUAUAGACGGCUGCGGACUAUCGCUACUCACAGAGUCUCACCUCACGACGAGCCUGCACCUCAAGUUAGGACCUGCGCUCAAGCUGCGCGCGCUCUUCGAUUGCCAAAUGAACCGAAACGCGGACAACACAAACUGCGCUCAGUGUCCGGCCACUGACGCCGAUAACUGCUUUAGUUGUGACUCUGAUGUCGGUGCUAGUGAAGCUGGUGCCAGAGAAGGUAGCAGCAUACAUCUUCAUCAUGAAAAAGAGUUGUAAAUAUGAACAAUGUAAAUAAGCAAGAAAAGUUAUGAAUACUUUUCAUUCAAGUCCCAUUAAUAUUGCAUAGUCAAUUGAGUUCUCUAAAUCUCUUCUUAUGCAAUAAAUCCUCGUGUAUGAUAUUUGAUAUGACCACACGUGUACUCGUAUUCACAAAGUCCAAAAUGCGAAUUAGAAAUUUAUUUUUCGAUUACACGUUGCAAGAAAUUCAUUUUUGGCCCUAAAUAUCGACUUUCGACAUAAACAACACAAAUUUUAGAAUCGCUUGAAUAGUGACAGAAAGUUCGUUCAAACAGCUUAAAAAUUUUUGCAUUUAUUAUCUGUUGAAAAAUUUGUAUUUUUUAUAGAUGAGUUAUCGAGGUUUUGCCAAUUGUUUCCUGUAAAUAUUGCAAAGCGUUGCACUAACCAAAAAAAGACAACCAAAGACAUUAGAGUUCGUAAAGUUGUGCGAUAUAUUUUUUAUGCAUUGCAGAAUGCACUGUCGUUCAAAUGAUAAAAUAUUAACAACGUAGAAAUUAUACAUUAUGAAGUGCGAUAUUGGAGUGAUAUGGUUUAAAUAAAUUACUGAAAAUCUCGCGCAUUUUCUUUAGUCAAUUUUUCGUUACUGGUGUGACUAGUUUUUGUUGUUAAAAUUUUAAAUUUAUUAUAGGAACGGAAUCCAGUUUCGAAGAUUUAUGUAGUAUUGUGUUCCUGUCAGUUUUGGGGUCACUUUGUAAUACUUCCGUGUAUUAGGUAGCAUUUUCGUGUAUUAGGUAGCAUUUAAUAUGUAGCUACUUAAUGAUAAAUAUUACGUUAUUACGUCAUACGUUUCUAAAUUGACAUGUUUAUUCAGCUUUGAAUUGAUUACUUUUUCAAGGAAUAAUACAACAGUGAUUUAAAACAAAUACCUAUUGUGUAUUCAUGUAUAUUAAUCGUAUUAAUAUAUGUAUAAAACCAGCAGGUUAAUCAUAAGUUUGUAUUAACAUUUCAGGUGCAUAUUUUCUUCUAAUAAAUAUAUUCAGUACA